CCCCCCCCCCAACUCAUUUCAUACUUUUUCCUAUUAUUCUCUCAAUCUCUCCUGCUUGUCUUCCACACUUGUAAAACUACAAACAUGGAGGGGCUCAAGGGUUUUCAGUUGUGCUUCAUUGCCAUCUCUUCAAUGGCAUUAAUGAUGUCUAUAAUGCCAGUAUUUGGGCAGAUCAAUACUGGAUGCACAAACACAAUGAUCACUGGCUUCUCCCCAUGCUUGAGUUACAUUACAGGAAGUAGUGCUAAUGGGUCUUCACCCACUUCUGCUUGUUGUAAAUCACUUAGUUCACUUGUGAGAAGUAACAUGGAAUGUGCUUGCCUCGUCAUCACCGGAAAUGUUCCUAUUAUUUUACCCAUCAAUCGGACCCUCACGGUCUCCCUCCCUAGUGCUUGUAACAUGUCCAGCGUCCCCUUACAGUGCAAAGCCGCUGGUUCUCCUCUUGCUGCUCCAGGUCCUCCGGCAUUUGGGCCAACUCUGCCUCCCACUGCUUCCCUUUCCCCUAGUCCUACAGCUUCUGCAAUCCCGGAAUCAACGGGUCCAGCUCUGGCACCACAACCGGAAACCACUACAGGAUUACCUCCAGUAUCUUCACCGGUGAGCUCAGAAGGUCCGGCAGCAGCAGGGAUCCGGCCAGUAUUGACCCCAUCAGCUGCCUAUCCCUCCCACAGUUCCUCACCAUUUCUCCUAUCAUUUGUCAUUGGAGUCGUGGUUUUGAACUACCAUUGAAUUGAACCCUAUCUUUGUCAACCAUGUAAAAUUAUUUCAUGAUUGAAUGUCCUAUGUAUGGUUUUUUUUUUUUUUUUUCCAAAUUUUUUUUUGGGAGUUAUUGUGGAUCUGAGAUUCUAUAGGUUUGAGCCCGAUCUGAGUGUACCCUUAUUUAUUUAUUAUCUAUCAGCCAUUGCAUAAUAGUUCAUUAUUUUAUAAACCUAAUGUCAUUGUCUUUUGGCCUUA
Messenger RNA from Macadamia integrifolia, 954 nucleotides. Its product is annotated as non-specific lipid transfer protein GPI-anchored 20-like. The transcript has 4 exons. The record is from RefSeq and is a predicted model, not a curated record. Bases 85 to 729 code for a protein of 214 amino acids. Lineage: Eukaryota; Viridiplantae; Streptophyta; Magnoliopsida; Proteales; Proteaceae.